Molecule: messenger RNA, 603 nt
Organism: Propithecus coquereli (Coquerel's sifaka)
Lineage: Eukaryota; Metazoa; Chordata; Mammalia; Primates; Indriidae
Gene: RPP38-DT
Product: chromosome unknown open reading frame, human C10orf111
Exons: 3
Source: RefSeq, a predicted model, not a curated record
CCCAUCCCCAUCGAAUCCCUGUAGACUCCCUGGCACCGGGAAAAUCAAGAUAAAUGAAGGGCAGGGCGUUGGGUGAAACACGUCCUUACAGGCAAUAAUGUGGGGAACCUCGAGGCCCCGAAAGGGGGAGUAAGAGUUGCUUGGAGCUCUGCAGGAGCAGACCAGAAUAUUCCAUCAAGUGUCUGCUGUGGCUACUGCAGGCAGUGGAGAUUGCGGUUACGAACGGAGUCGCCGGAAAGUCGUGGACAAUUGGUCAAACAGCUGAGUGACACUUUGAAGCCCGGGAAUCUGAAUCUGCGGAUCUGCUCUUGGCAGGAACCUAGAAGACAGGAUGUUGCUUCCGAUCUAAAGAGCUAGGCCCCCUUCCUUUUCCUCUUCUACAUAUCAUAUCUUCUUCCUUUUCUCAGUCUCUUCACUACUCAUUUUGUUUCCCAUUUUUUUAGUUUCUUUGGGGCAGCGGCGACAGCUGGGGACCGCGGGCGGGGGCAGCUCACGGAUCAGCCCCGCCCUCCCGCCUGCGACCAAUGGAAGACAGCCGAAUCCGGAGAGCAACCAAUAGGAGCCUGCCGGGCCGAGAUCCCAGCCAAUGGGAGCGCCCUCUAA